Penicillium paradoxum is the source of this 3630-nucleotide messenger RNA. RefSeq names its product exocyst subunit SEC8. Bases 1 to 3630 code for a protein of 1209 amino acids. The transcript is spliced from 5 exons. The record is from RefSeq and is a predicted model, not a curated record. NCBI's taxonomy places the organism in Eukaryota, Fungi, Ascomycota, Eurotiomycetes, Eurotiales, Aspergillaceae. Gene Ontology annotation, biological process: Golgi to plasma membrane transport; exocytosis. Gene Ontology annotation, cellular component: exocyst.
AUGAGCGGCAACAGCGGUUAUGGUAACGGCCACGGCUACUCCGGUGGCGGCCGGCACGAUGCCAAUGACGGGGCAUACGGUGGAAACAACAACCUCAGUGUGAACGGAUACAGUGGGCGAGGUGUUGCGCCCCCAAGCGGAGGUGGACGCUCUGAUCGUCGCCCAGGCGGAUACGGUGGCUUCUAUGCCGAUGGGCCUCCGACUCCAGUAUUAUCGCCGGGCCAAUCUCCCUCGCCUAGUCAGUCACCCGAGCGGCGGCGCGAUCGAUCGAACCGGGACUGGCAGCAACCUUCCUCGCACCCCUCGGCGCAUUCUUCGUCGCAUCCCUCCUCACAAGCCUCUUCAAAACCCUCUUCGCGGUCACGGACAAGAAAUCAGGAGCCCGACAGAAAGUACCAGGAAGAACGGUCUAGAGAUGCAAGUCGGUACGCGGAGAACAGCGACCAAAGAGACCAAAGGAAGGCGAGGAAUGCGUCACCUGUGGUUCAACAUAGAAAUGAGUCAGGAGAAACCCAAGCCAUCGAAGCGAUUCUACAGUCGAUCCAGCGUGAUUGGGAUUUCAUGACCGAUGCCGAAUGUGUUCCUGUACACGUUGCUUUGAGUUUGAUGGACACGAGUACAUUGGGUAAAGCAGAUCGCGAACCGGAAUUUUUGCACAUGUACAACGAUAUCCAGAAGACAUUGAAGGCAAUUGUGAAUAAACACCAUCAGGGGUUCAACAGUUCUAUCGGAACAUAUCACAAGAUCCAAUCCAAUAUAUCUUCCUCGCAAAAUCGAGUGCGCAGUCUGAGACAUGCCCUUGACCAGGCCAAGUCCGGGCUAAUAUCGACCAAGCCCGAACUGAAAGGGCUGGCGACGUCUUCUCAAAACUAUGAUGAUAUUGUUCAGCUAUUCACUCAGAUCGAAGAAAUCCAGUCUCUUCCCGAGAAGCUAGAAACCCAGAUCUCCGCUAAGCGGUUCCUCGCAGCUGUGGAUGUGCUUCACACGGGUCUUAAAGUUCUGCGCCGCUCGGAGCUGGAGGACAUUGGUGCUCUAUCUGAUAUUCGUGCUUAUUUUCUAAACCAGGAAACGUCGCUCACUGACAUCCUGAUUGAGGAACUACACGAUCAUCUAUAUCUGAAGUCACCCUAUUGCUCCGAUCGAUGGAAAUCCUCCAUCUCGGAGGGCGAGGUGCAUACAUCAAACUCCAGUUGGGCGAGUAGUCGCUCCUGGGAACGGCCCAUUUUUACUUUCCUGGCGAAAUUCGAUCCAUUGACGCCCAUGGUUGAGGAUGCCUCCCGAAACCCCGAGGCAGAUACGUUUUCUUACAUUCAGUUGUUGAUCGAAGCACUCAAUAAAAUGGGUCAUCUGGAUAUCGCUGUUCAUCGAAUCGAGCAACGCCUUCCUGUAGAACUAUUUGCUGUGGUGGAUAAAACGAACGCAGAGGUUGAUACUCGUUACCCUGCACCAACCAAGAGCUUCUCAGCCCAGGACAAUUACAAACAAUCAAGUCUCCCCACUGAGAUUAUCGAGAAACGAGGCCAUGUGCUUUCUGAGUUCUUGUGGGCAUUAUAUUCCAAGUUUGAGGCAAUCGCGGAAAGCCACCGGAUUCUUCACGAUGUUGUCGCUGCCAUUGUACAAAGAGAAGGUAUAACCAAGAGCGAGGCGCUUUCUGGUGGAUUCAAGGAGUUGUGGAAACUCUUGCAGAGUGAAAUACGAUCUCUUAUGCACGACUAUCUUGCAACUGAUGGGGACUCCUCUGUUCGGUCAAGAGCAGAUGAAAACGACACUAGGCGCCAGGUGUACACAGGCCAUCGUGAUAAGAAUAAGAAAAUGUUCAAGUUGUCUGACAAUGAACAAAACUCCGAGAUGAAAGCCGAGCAGGAUGAAUUGGACGAAAUCCUCAAGUCUUCCGUGCCAGGUCUUGUUUCCAAAUCACGACAAAAGACCGCAACACAUGAUAAUACGCAAUCCAAUAUGGGCAACUCAGGAACCGGACAUAAGAUAUUGCUUGAGCCAAGUGUCUUCAACAUGGGGAUCCUUCUUCCGCCAUCCUUAUCCUUCAUUCAGCGGCUCAAGGAUAUCGUUCCUGUUGAUGCAGAAAUUUCCAUGGGCACUUUGACCUCCUUUCUGGAUGACUUCAUGGUCAACGUCUUCCUACCUCAGUUAGAUGAAACAGUAACCGAUCUUUGCACACUCAGUUUCAUUGCCGCGGAUGCGUUUACCGAGGACCCCCAAUGGGCGAAGGUCUCUCCUCGACCUAUCUUUAGGGGAACGGUCAAAUUCAUGUCUAUUGUCCGAGAAUUCAGUAAGAUGUUGUCAAGCAUUCCACAUGACCAAGCAUUUACCCAGCUUCUCAUUGACCAAAUCGUGACCUAUUACGACAAGUGCUGUGGAUGGUACAAAGCAAUGGUCACAAAGGUGUCUGCACGGCACCAUGGAGGCGAAGUCCGAUUGAAAGCCGCUGCAUCCUUUGCUGAGUCUGGUGACAUCCAUGAUGUUGUUGAUGAACUUUGGAAAGGAGCUGGGGACAAGAAACAGACACUCAUCGAUACGGAAAUCGACCUCCUUCUCAAGCGGACAAAUGAAGUGCCAUUAGAGCCGUACGACAUCAUAUCUGACCCAAAGACUGUCAUUUCCCUUUCGCUUCUGUACAACAGCAUGCAAUGGCUUGCAAGUCACCUUUCCCAACUCCGGCUCGUGGUUGAACAGACUGCGGAUGCCGAAUCUUCGAGUUUGACUGCAACCGGUCGGCCAUCCCGCAGAUGGACACUGUUUGGAUCCAUGAAGCCCAACCGUGAUAGCAUCAAUAACCCGGUGCACUUGCCACUCAAUCACGAGACCGCUGUGGCUUUUGAUGGGACAAUCCAAUCAUUACAUGGGCUCAGUGCUACUGCAAUCCUGACGAUGCAUAUUGACAUCCGGUGCGGCAUCAUCCACAUGUUGACGAGGACAAUGGCUGGGCCGAAUCCCCCGAACUUGCGGCACUCUGAACCCGUAACGCCAUCCCCCAGCAACAUAGAUAACUGGUGGCACAUUAUCAUGAACCAGCCAACCGCUGCGUCUCCCACGAUCCUCGCGCUGAACAAUGAUCUCAUCGCAUUUGACACCAACAUAUCGACGUACCUAGGAUCUGUUGAGCGCUGGUUUAUCACAUCAGGUCUAGCACGAGUCAUCGACCGGGUCUUUGUCGCUUGUACUCAUUACAUUGGAGCCAUGAAUGAGAAUGGAGCCUUGCGCCUACAGCUCGAUGUGCUUGUCCUCCAGCAGAACUUGAAGAACAUUAUCAUUGAUCCAGUUGGGAAUGCAUCCGAUUCAGGAACGGAUUUACCCGUGCCGGCUUCUCAAGAGGUCGUCGCCUUGCCACGCAGUGCCAAGUUCUUAGAUUGGUUCCUGGAAGGCGCCGAGAAGGCCCUCGACUACGCCAAGGACGAGAAGGACGCGUUUGCGUCCCAAGGAGACAAAGCCUUGGCUGCUGGUAACGGCGAGCCAUUUACCUACGACGAGUUGCGUAUCCUCGUGGACUUGUGCUUCUCUGAAAUUCUCCGUGGUCCGCGUGGCGCAGAAAGCCGCGAGGACUUCAUGUCGGCCAAAAACGCCAGCGCGGAUGCGCUACUGAGACUAAAUGAGAUUAUGUGGGAUGCUCGAUAG